Molecule: messenger RNA, 4141 nt
Organism: Osmerus eperlanus (European smelt)
Lineage: Eukaryota; Metazoa; Chordata; Actinopteri; Osmeriformes; Osmeridae
Gene: arhgap42b
Product: rho GTPase-activating protein 42
Exons: 25
Coding region: 197-2896 (899 amino acids)
Biological process (GO): signal transduction
Cellular component (GO): cytoplasm
Molecular function (GO): protein binding; GTPase activator activity
Source: RefSeq, a predicted model, not a curated record
CAGGACUGAUCACACGUCGGAAGUUUGAGGAAAGGGGAGGACAAGUUAUAAACUUUAACUUCGAAUAUCAGGGGCGACAUCGCACAAUGAAAACUGCCAUUUAUUUCUAACGGAAAUCCUUCAUGUUCUCUUUCUCGAAACAUUGAUUGCGUUAGCUACUGUGCAAGUUAGGGGCACUGAACUUCUUUAGUUCACAAUGGGGCUACCUACAUUGGAGUUCAGCGAUUCUUUUCUGGAUAGCCCUGAUUUCAGAGAACGUCUGAAAUGCCACGAAAUAGAGUUGGACCGGACAAAUAAAUUCAUCAAAGAACUUAUAAAAGACGGAAACACGUUAAUCACAGCGCUGAAAAACUUCUCUGCAGCUGUCCAGAAGUUUUCCCAGUCCUUGCAGGAGUUCCAGUUUGAGUGCAUCGGCGAUGCAGAGACAGACGACGAGGUUAACAUAGCCCAGUCGUUCAAAGAAUUUUCCCAACUGUUGAACACAGUUGAAGAAGAGAGGAAACGCUUGAUACAGAAUGCAGAUGAUGUUUUAAUCACGCCAUUGGAAAAAUUCCGGAAGGAACAGAUUGGCGCUGCAAAAGAGGGAAAGAAGAAAUUCGACAAGGAAACAGAGAAAUACUAUUCCAUCCUGGAGAAGCACCUCACCUUAUCCUCUAAAAAGAAGGAGACAUUCCUACAAGAGGCUGACACACAGAUUGACAAAGAAAAACACGCCUUUUAUGACGCAUCUCUUGAGUAUGUUUUCAAAAUCCAAGAGGUGCAAGAAAAGAAGAAAUUUGAAUUUGUUGAACCCCUUCUGGCCUUCUUGCAGGGCCUGUUCACUUUCUACCAUGAAGGGUAUGAGCUUGCACAUGAGUUUGAGCCCUACAAGCAGCAGCUUCAGUUCAACCUGCAGAAUACAAGGAACAACUUUGUGAGCACCAAGCAGGAAGUGGAGAAGCUGAUGAAGAGAAUCAGGUCUGCAGACGAGGACUAUAAACCCCCAGGCCAGUGGACCAUGGAGGGCUUCCUCUAUGUUCAGGAGAAACGGCCUCUAGGGUGUACAUGGACACGACACUACUGCACAUACGAAAAAGGAAGCAAUACCUUCACCAUGAGCAAUACUGACAAUAAGUCUGCUGGAAAGCAGAAUGGUCUAGUGCUGAGCCCAGCUGAGAUGUUUAAGUUGAAGUCCUGUAUCCGAAGGAAGACUGACUCCAUUGACAAGAGAUUCUGCUUUGACGUUGAAGUGGUUGAGAGAAAUGACAUCUAUCAUGGAACUCUUUUCAGACCACUUCGGUUUUUCUGUAAAGUCCGACAUGGCAUCGUCACACUGCAGGCUCUCUCAGAGUCCAACAGAAGGCUGUGGCUGGAGGCCAUGGAUGGCAAGGAGCCGAUUUACAAUCUUCCAACUAUACUGAGCAAGAAGGAAGAAACAUUUCUGAACGAGGCGGGCUUUAAUUUUGUGAGGAAAUGCAUCGACUUAGUGGAAAUGAGAGGCAUCAACACCAUGGGACUGUACAGAAUUGGAGGGGUCAAUUCCAAGGUUCAAAAGCUUAUGACCACUGUCUUUGCCCCUAAAGCCCCAGUGGAUAAGGAUCUGGACCCAGAUACAUGGGAUAACAAAACCAUCACCAGUGGUCUCAAGAAUUACCUCAGGUGCCUCUCUGAGCCUCUUAUGACGUUCAAGCUUCACAAAGAUUUCCUCCUGGCUGUCAAGUCAGAUGACCAGAACUACAGGGUGUGUGCUGUCCAUGCCUUGGUUCACAAGCUCCCUGAGAGGAACAAGGAUAUGCUGGAGAUACUGAUUAAACACCUGGUCACAGUUUCCACCCAGAGCCAGUUUAACCUAAUGACAGUGUCCAACCUAGGUGUGAUAUUUGGACCCACACUUAUGCGUUCUCAGGAAGAGACUGUGGCAGCCAUGAUGAACAUCAAAUUCCAGAACAUUGUGGUUGAAAUACUAAUCGAGAACUUUGACAAGAUUUUCCACCAAGCCCCUGACCCCAAUGUGCCUCUCCCAGUGCCGCAGUCCCGACCUGGCUCCCGCAGAAGCAGGGCCAUCUGCCUGUCCACAGGCCCCAGAAAGCCCCGCAGUAUUUACACGCCAACCCUCUGCCUAGCAGACGCAGACAGCCCAUGUACAGGUGACACAUUCAGCAGCAGUCCGGGCAGCACUCCCAUGGGCAGCAUGGAAUCUCUAUCCUCCCACUCUUCUGAGCAGAACAGCUCCUCAAAGACAGGCUCCUCCUGCCAGGGAAAGGACAGGCUCUUUUCAGGACUGCACCGUGCCGCUUCCCAGCUCUCCUGCAAUGGGCCCACGGUCCUUCCCUGCGUCAGCAGUCCAGAUUCCAGCUCCAGAGAGGACACUGGCAGAACAGAUGGGGAGUCAGAGGAUGUUCGGAGUCUGUCUUCACUUAUCAAUGCAGCUAAGACCUCUGUACCCCAAAAAGCCCCUCACUGCCAUACGGGACUUGGAGCCCAGCUGACCCGCUCCACAGCCCCCUCUCUCAGAUCACUGCAUACCUCUGAAGGCACCAGGAGCUGCUUCAGUUCAGUCCAAAAUCUGUCACUGGUGAUGCACGACAAACCUACAGACCACCCCCACCUCCCACCCAAGCAACUAGUGACCAGGCGGAGAAUAGACACCUCUGCUACCAAUGGCUACCAGCGGCCCGGAUCUGUGGUCGCUGCAAGAGCACUGUUGUUUGAAAAUGCCACACCAUCACCGCAACUGCCAAUUGGAAGAGAUGCCAAAGCAAGAUACUCAUGUGAGGCAGAACACAGCCAUGAACUCAGUUUCCCACAGGGGGCACUGUUCUCAAAUGUGUAUUCCUCUGUUGAACCAGGCUGGCUUCAAGCAACAUAUGAGGGGAAGACAGGCCUAAUUCCAGAGAAUUAUGUGGUCUUUCUCUAACAAAAUUAUAGAGGGAAAAAAGAGCGUAAUUCAUGGUAUCCAUGGUAACAAGAAUAUUAAAUGUGAUUGAAAAAUUUAACAUUCAGCUUUUGCAUAGCCUAUAGGAAGAACGAUUCCGUCAUAUCCUUCGAUUGUGUGAUUUGGGUUUUCAGUGCUAAAAGUAUGCACGUUUUUUUUUGCGAUAUAUUUUGAUCCUGAUUACACUUGUGAAAUAUGUUCUAGUGUAUUAGAAAAUAAUCAAUACAGUUUCUUCAAGCUUUAUUUAUACACAAAAUAUAUGUACUUCAGAAGAUCAUUUGAACAUUCCAUGUCAUAGUCCUACAUGGUUGAAAUACCCAUAUACUUUUGGCGGGAGUUUCCACUAUUAAUCCAUGAUAUCACUGCAGGUAUUCCAACAGCAUAGAAAUGCAUCAAAAUGCUACAUGAAUCAGUAUGUGCAUCAGGCAUAACUAAGGCAUAACUUACAUAAUUUUGUCAAAGACUCUAGAAGUUUGCUAAGAUGUUCCACCGCAGUCCUCAUCUUAAUGACAAUUGUUCCAAAAACUGUAAAAAGUAAAGUGUUUUCUGAUAUUAUUUAAUAGAUCCUUUCGUUAGUUGGCACACAUAAUGUUCUUACAUAUUUUUUCAAUAUGACGUCUUCAAAUUUUAUGAUACAAGAUAGCUAACAUUUUAUCUACGAAUUUAGCUUUCUGUUGAUGUUACCAUGGUUACAGUCUUUGAAUAUUUCUGAAUACCUAAUGCAACUCUACUGUUGAGUUAAUGGAGUGAACUCCUGAUUUUCAUCCAAUAUUUUGUUAUUAUGUUCAUCAGUGUUAUAAAAAAAUCACAAGAUUAUAAUAGUCCAUUCACUGUAAAUAGCUUUACGUGAUUCUUUCAGAAGGACUAUUGUGUCUACAAUUGACACAACACUCUCACAGUAUUGUCUUCAUCACUCCUUUACUUUUGGGCAGCUACAUGGUACUAUUCUUCUGAGUUUGUAGUUGACUCAAAAACGUUAUUACCUUUCACAGAUCAUUGUAGUAGAUGAACACAGUAUGUAGUUUUAUCUUGAUGGUUGAUUAAGAGUAAGAGAAAGCUUUAACUGUUGUAAUACUCUCUAGUACGAUGGUGUACUAGCAAUGACAACAAUUAUUUUAAACAAGAUAAACAUGUCUGAUUCAGAUUUUCAUAUUAAAGAUUGUAUUAUAAAGGUGAUGUUAAUUUGUGUUUUCACAUUAUGCUUUUAAAUGUAAAUCAAGGCUUGAA